AUGAGCUCAGGAAGGUUGGGCCACAGUGUAUCUGAAGGUGUCAAAGAAUCCGAAGCCCAACAUGAUUCAGCAUUCUCUUCAUUCAAGACACGCAUGCCAGACCUGGAAUUGAACCAAACGGCCGAUGAGAGAAUUGAGCGAUUCAAGCAUCAGCUACUCAUGGAUAUGGGAAAUGCGACAUUUACCAAGGAUGGAUGGAAGAUGCAAUUCAUGCCUGAAUGGUCAACUGGGAAACUAUCUUGA
Batrachochytrium dendrobatidis JAM81 is the source of this 243-nucleotide messenger RNA. RefSeq lists its product as uncharacterized. NCBI's taxonomy places the organism in Eukaryota, Fungi, Chytridiomycota, Chytridiomycetes, Rhizophydiales. The coding region runs from base 1 to 243 and encodes 80 amino acids. The record is from RefSeq and is a predicted model, not a curated record. The transcript is spliced from 2 exons.